CUCCAUGCAACCCCAAAAAAUCUAAAUGUGUGCCGUGUGUGUGCACUUGCAAGUCUGCAAGUAUCUUUGCCCUUAAAAGUAUGUAGUGUGUCUUGGCAUUUGUGUGUUGUUCUUUAGGAAUGUGUGCUUGUGUGUGGUGUGGCUGAGUGUGUGUGCCCGCAGCAAAACUGUGCAGGCAGUAAGAGGAAUGUUUUCCUGAGGAACUGGUGCUGAGCCGCCACCCUCUGUUGCCUGGGCAACAACACUAUCAUAGCUCAGCGCAUGAUGGAGGCAGUCCUAGGAGACCCUGGUCCCCUGGUCUCCUAGGUUACUAGUCCUGCUGGUCCCCUGGUCUCCUAGGUUACUAGUCCUGCUGGUCCCCUGGUCUCCUAGGUUACUUGUCCUGGUCUCCUGGUCUCCUAAGUUACUAGUCCUGGUCUCUUAGGUUACUUGUCCUGGUCUCCUGGUCUCCUAAGUUGCUAGUCCUGGUCUCUUAGGUUACUAGUCCUGGUCCCCUGGUCUCCUAAGUUACUAGUACUGGUCCACUGGUCUCCUAAAUUACUAGUCCUGCUCUCCUAGGUCAAUAGUCCUGAUCCCCUGGUCUCCUAGGUUAGUAGUCCUGGUCCCCUGGUCUCCUAAGUUACUAGUCUUGGUCCCCUGGGUCACUGAGGUGUAGCGUGGAACUGGUGCAGUGUCGUCCUGUUGUUGCCAGGCACACAGGGCCUAUAUACAGGGCUAUCAUCACCAUGGUCACAAAUAGCAUGGGAGUAACCAGGCUUUUGUACAGUGCGAGGACAUACUUCUAUAGACUCCUAAAUAAAUUAAAAUAUAUAAAUAAUUGUCAACAGGAUACAUUACUCUCACCAGUAUAUUGUCUAUGAGGCUUUAACAAACUUUAUUUAUGCAAGGCUGUUUUAGAUGUGAGAGGGAAUUGUUAUUAUUACAGUUGAACACUGCUGAACCAUACCACAUACCAGCACCACCAUGUGGCCAAAAGCAAUAUUUCAGAAUAUUUCCAAAAACAAGGCAAAGGAUUUACCAGAGUAUGUAGGCCUGGUCAUUGUAAUUUUGGGCUAAUAUAGACAUAUACAUCAGACAAUAUACAUCUGAUAGAUUUAAAGUUUGAUGGUCAGGGUGGUCAGAGAAAACUCUCUCACGACAGUUUGUCCAUUAAGGCCACAGCCUGUGUGCGGACAUCAGCACUUUGUUGGUAAUUGAAUGUGGCAUUAAGCUGUCUGUCAGUAAAGCUGGCUUGCGUGUUACAACGUGAAUGUGAUCUUGUUUGUGUCAAUGCAUAUGUAAAGGGUAAAAGGAGAUGAGAAGGUCCGUAGAAAGUGAACCAGAACUAAAUAGAGUUGCAAACUGACAGAAAGGAAAUAGAGGAACAACUAAAGAUAAAGCUUUGAAGAAGAUUUCUUUAGUUGAUUCUGCAUUGGUUUUAUUAAGACAUUGAACUACAAAUUUGGUUCACAUUCUAACAUUUCUGAAUAGGACCCUGCAGACCAGCUACAGCCUCUUCCCUCCUCUCAUCAACUCUUUCAUCUACUGCCUCAGGACCAAAGCCCGAACAGACAUGAGCUGCACCCCUGCCAGCCGAGUCCCAGCUUCACCUCACAGUGUGAUUACCAUCACAGGUCCAACAGAUUCACCCAUGGAGGAGAGUCCAGGACAGAGGAGAGGAAGCAGGGCCUACCAGAUCUUUCCUGAGUUUCCCGUGGCCACAGAGUCAGACUCAAAGUCAGGCAGCGAGCUGCACUGCAGGGAGCGGCUGCCCUCCAUCGUGGUGGAGCCCACUGAGAUGAGUGAGGUGGAGAGUGGGGAACUGCGCUGGUCUCUGGACGGGCCGGAAGAGGAGGAGGAUCCCUUCAACGAGAACAGCCUUCCCCGCACAGACAGCCCUUCUGGUGGGGAGCAGUCAGAAGACAUGGGGGCCGAAGACAGGUCAGCUGUUCGGAGGCAGUCUAUUGGUCCAGCUCAAGGCCAGCUCGACCUGUCCCGUCUGACUCCUCCACCCUCGCCCCCCUCCCCCGAGGCAGCGCCCCCCUGCCCCGAGGCAGCGCCCCCCAGCCAGAGGAGCAGAGACAGCAGCUCACCCACGCAGGAACUCUGACGUCACAUGACACUUUGUUCAUCUGAUGUCACAUGACACUUUGUUCAUCUGACGUCACAUGACACUUUGACACAUUGCAUACUCCCGACAAUCCUUAUACUGUAUGGUCACAAAAGAAAAGUAAGACCAGUAGAUGUUAGUCUCAUCCCAUGUACCCAAUCAUAGUAUUUGAUGAAAGAGUAUGAGGAGUUUACAAGCAUGCACCUUGGGCAUCCCACUAACCUUCCUGUUGUGACUACUUUAACUUUAGCAAUGCUGGCCUUUUGUUUUGGAACAAGAAUGUUGAAAAUGCAUCCUUCUUCUCCCUGGAGACCAUGAACUUUAGCAGCUUUAACACCUGAAAUUGUUUUGAGAUACUAAAGCUACUGGACAUAUGAUAAAAAUCAUGUUAUUUCAUAAUAUCUAUGAAAACAAUGUGUUUAGAAAAUGCUUUAAAUAAUUGCAGCAACACAGUUGUUUGUGAGUUGGCAUAACAACGAAAACAAAUAAAUAAACACAACUCAUUAAUAUUUUCCUUAAAUUGUAAUACUUUAGCAUACAUCUUGGAAAUAAACAUAUCUGGUAAUUAUGCCUCCAUAGAUGUGUGCAGUAUCCUCCUGACCCUGUGGUGAAGCUGCUUUCUCUCACACAUUACCCAGGGAGGAGAGCAGGCCUUGUGCUCUCCCAGGGCAGAAAUGGAUCUAAAAUCUUACGCCAUUCAAGCGUAUUUCUGCCAUGGUGGAUCGAUAUGAUCCAUGUUCUACCUCUCGGGCUGCUUAAGAAUAGCGUGCACAAGCAAUUAUCUGGACUACUUGAACCUGGCUCGAAUUAGUUGAUUGAUUGCAUGAACUAGAACAGGGCUUUAUGGAACUUUAUCCCCUACUGAUUUGUUACGUUCACUCGUGUCAGGUUUGGGACUUUAAUCCCCAUUUUUGAGUGUGCUUUAUGGAACUUGUCCCUGGGAUCAGCAUUUGUUUGUGUUUUUGUAUUACUUGAAGCAUUUCAGGAAGCCCCAAAAUCAACAGUAUUGAAAAGCAGGGAUGUGUCGUUAGGGUUAGGGUUAGGGUUAACCCUAAAGCAGGGAUGUGUCGUUAGGGUUAGGGUU
Messenger RNA from Hypomesus transpacificus, 3173 nucleotides. Its product is annotated as protein LBH-like. The record is from RefSeq and is a predicted model, not a curated record. Gene Ontology annotation, biological process: positive regulation of DNA-templated transcription. The transcript has 4 exons. The coding region runs from base 1553 to 2089 and encodes 178 amino acids. Gene Ontology annotation, cellular component: nucleus. Lineage: Eukaryota; Metazoa; Chordata; Actinopteri; Osmeriformes; Osmeridae.